GCAAGUUGUUUGUUUCAGCAGCUGGGUUAUUCCGAGCUCCGCCGGAGAGAGUGAAGACGGGCACCGUCAGUCCGUCUCUCUCGUUUUUCUCCCCUCUUUCCCCCGUUUGUAUCUCAUUCUGCUUUCUUUUAUUUCUCUCCGCUCCAUUCUCUCCCCCUUUUCUGGAAACGGACAACUUUUUUUUUUCCCUCUUUCUUUUCAUUUCCAGGCUGCACCGUCACAAGGUUGUUUUUUUGGGGAGGGGGGCGGGCGGUAUUAUUUUUUUUUUUUUAGUGUUGCUUUUUUUAAAUUUCUGUUCAAGAAAAGGGGCUCCUGGUUUUGCAGCGGCGUUUGCGAGUGGUGUUUUCCUGGGGGAGAGGGAAAGAAACGCUAAGAAGACCGUUCCUGAUUUUUUUUUGCCUCCCAGAUGAUCCACAAAUAAGACAGAAAAGAUGGAGUUGCAUAUUUUGGAGCACAGUCUGAAAGUAGCGAGCAUAGCAAAAGAAGGCAUUCAGCUCUGCACGUACGGACUGAUCAAACUCGCCUUUUUGCCUUCUAAAACUAGAUGUAAAUUCUUCAGCUUGACGGAGACACCAGAAGACUACACCAUUAUUGUGGAUGAGGAGGGAUAUAAAGAGCUGCCCCAGUCCGAGUUCCUCAGCGUGGCCGAGGCCACAUGGGUGGCGCUGAACGUGGUCUCUGGGGGAGGCAGCGCCUCGAGCUCCCAGCCGAUCGGAGUCACCAAAAUCGCUAAGUCGGUGAUCGCACCCCUGGCUGACCACAACAUCUCCGUGUUCAUGCUGUCCACCUACCAGACGGACUUCAUACUGGUUCGAGAACGGGACCUGCCCCUGGUCAUGCACACCCUGUCCUCCGAGUUCACUCUGCUCAGGGUGGUCAAUGGGGAGACUGUGGCAGCCAACAGUCUGGGGGUCACCAAUGGCUUUGUCAAGCCCAAAAUGGUCCAGAGGCCCAUCAUCCACCCCCUCUCCAGCCCCAGCAACAUGUUCUGCGUCACCAGCCUGGACCCCGACACCCUGCCUUCAGUGGCCACUCUGCUAAUGGAUGUCAUGUUCUAUUCCAGUGGCACGAAGGAGCCUGGUGCCACCGGCGAAGACUCCGGACACAUCCGCUUCUUUUCCUUCUCUCUGAUUGAGGGUUACGUCUCGCUGGUGAUGGACGAGCAGACAACACAGAGGUUUCCCAAUAACGUGCUCUUCACUAGUGCCUCCGGGGAGCUGUGGAAGAUGGUCCGGAUUGGAGGGCAGCCGCUGGGAUUUGAUGAGUGCGGUAUUGUGGCUCAGAUAUCUGAACCGCUGGCCACAGCAGACAUUCCAGCCUACUACAUCAGCACCUUCAAGUUUGACCACGCUCUGGUCCCAGAGGAGAACAUCCAGAGUGUGAUUGGAGCCUUGCGGACCAAUGAGAGCGCAGCGCAGUGAAGCGGGAGCAGUGCGUGAUGGGAGGACGGGGCGGGGAGGUGGGGCUCGGCUCUUGGCUGGCGCCGACCCCCGUCCUUAAUUCUCCGGAGAGCUCCGAACUCUUCACGUGCCAAGAGCCACAGCAAGAGGACUGCUGGGAGAGGGGAGAAGGGGGACCAGGGACUUUUUUUUUUUUGGACUGGGGUGGAAAAAUAACUGGGAGGCGGGGAGGGGAGGGGAGCCUCUCCCCAGCUUUGAGCCCCCAAACUCCCCUGCCCUGUUUCCUGAUUUGUCAAAGACUGUGCCAACACACACCCCCCUUUCCCGCCACCACCACCACCGUACUGGCACCUCUGGAGGGAUCCCCGGCUGGCGUGACGGCGGCCCGGUUUUCUCUUGCGCUGUCGCACUCCCUGCUCUCUUUGCACACCCUGUCACCACGGCAACGAGGCCUACUCAGGCCUGGGCCCUCAUCUGCCGCCAGUCCCACCCUUCUCCGUGUGCUGCGCUUGAGGCCCUCGGCUGACAGCUGGCCUGAGCUUAUGGGUGUGCUGGAACGAUUUGCUAGGAGGGUUAUUUUUAUAUAUAUACCGUAUAUAUAUUUACUUCUAUUACUAGGCUCCUUUUCCCUAAGUGGGAACAGUUGGAUGGCUUACACGUUGCCACACUCAUUCUAAGAAGUAUUUUAUUCUUCGUUCAAUCGCCAUGGUUCCCGUUUUUUUUUUCCUCCUUUCUUGGUGCCACGAUCCCCUCCUUUUCCAGGAAGGGCUCCAGGCCUAAACUGAUGCCUUGAUAAAAUGUCAGUAUGUUCAGUAUUUAUGUUGUGGGGGGAGUAGAACAGAGCUGCGUUCACGCAGGGGCGCGGUGUGGUGUGAAUUUGAAGAGCUGGAGUACUGUCUGUAAAUUAGGUUCUUAUCAAUGGCAGCUGGCCUCUAAGAUCACACAACAUGGUUCGCUACUGUCCUUUAAUAUUCAUUUAUACAGAGAUGGGAUUAGCCUCUUCUGUAAGGAAUUAGUUAUAUUCUAUUCUAUGAUCUAGGUUUGAAAGAGACUGAUUGCCAAGACUGUUAGGACAACACUUUAUGCUUCAAGAACCAACUUUAGUAACAUUAAAUGGCAAGCAAAUUGCUAGAAAGUGGAGAUUGACUAAAUGGCAUUUUCCUUGUUCUCGCGUUCUUGACAGCAGUGUGCAUUCGGUCUCUUGAAUAUCCAGGGCUGCUUGACCUGGGUACGGUGCUUGUGCACCAGGCUUUUCAGGCCUCGUCCCAGGACGGACAGAAAACCUGUCUGCAGCAGAGUACCCGACAGUGAGCUGACUUCCUGUGAACAUGGGUCUUGAAUUCCACGCAUGAGCUUCAGAUCAGUCCCUUCGCCUUCCAGGAGACCGAGAAGCAUUGACAAUUGGACUGUCCGUCAGCUAUACAUCACUAGUGAUUUGUUUGUUUUUACUGGACAGGUUUUUUAAUUCUGGGGAGCCCCAACGUGGAGAUCCGUGUGGUGAUUUUCCACACGUGUCUUGUUCACAUGUCGCCCUUUGUUUCUUUGUGGUAAAAGACACCUCGGGGGCCACACCGCCUUAUCACUGAGAAAGGCGGCCCUCUGUCUUGAGGCUGGCCGAUUUCAGUGGUCCAGGCUGGAGAAAAGACCAUUACUGAGAAGUAAACGCCACACCACGCCCUCUGCAUUGUGACAGUCUUCACCUGAAGUGGGUUUGAAGUUCAGAGCUGGCUCGAGGAGUUUGUAAGUAGGGUGGGUGGUGGUCAGGGAGAGAAUUAAUGCAGCAGUGAAUGCUCAUUUCAAAUGGGGGUGGGGGGGUGGGGUGGACAAGCACUGGCUUCUGUUUAGGCCUCCAGGCCUUAUGUCUGCACUUUAUGACUGGUCUACCCCUGUACAGACCUGCACAUGUGAAACGAGUUUUUUUUUUCUCACCUUGAAGGAAGCUCUGGUAACAGGAGUGUUAAAAUGCAGUUAAAAACGUAUUCAUUUUCUUUGGAGUUUUCCACGUGGUAUUCAUCAGUGUUAACAGAAUUUGAGUAUCAUUUUGUCCGGGGCUUUAUUUUUAACGUUUUGAGCUUGGAGUGUGUAGUUUUCAGAAACACUCUCACAUCUCUCCAUUCCCUGGAGCCCAACUUGGCCUCUACUUGUCAUUUGGGCAGAGGCAGGAGGGAAAGUCCUCUUCAAUGAAGAACGAGUGCAUCUUCUUGGGGGUGUCAGUUCUAAGUUUUCAGAAGGCUGUAUACAGCACUUAACCAGCCUUUUGAUCCACAACAUUUCCAGUGGCCUUGCUGUUUAACUUCAGUUGUGUGUGGGCUUUUUCCAAGCCCUGUAAAAAAGAUAAUUUUAACCCUAGAUUAGUGCUUCGUUAUUUAGUAUAAUUUCAAAGCAGGGUUUUCUCCUUUAAUGUUCGAUAGAUAGGUGUCCAAUAAGAUGGAGAGGAAAUAUUAGAAUCGGCGCUUCAGGAUUUUUUACGUGUCACUACCAAUGACAGAGCAUCUUGUUUGGUGGAAGGGUUGGUGCUCAGAGGGUGACAGACCACCUUUCUGGUCAAUGUGACUUUUUAUUUCACUAUAGCUAUUGUAUUAUUUCAAGUGCAGCUGGGACUUAACUUCAGCCUGCUUGAUGAGGGCAGUAUCUUGUCUCUCGGAGUCUCCUUGUCUCAUGGAGAGUGCAUACAGGCUGUCGUCCAACACAGUCACUGGCACAACCGGAAUUUGCCAAAUGUACCCAAACCAGUGUAAUUAGCAUCUACAGAUAGAUUAUGGAUUAUGGAGCAACAUGGGUGCAAAGCUUUGGAAAGUUUAUUCUAACAAUAGGGUUUGGCUUCUGUUCUCAGUCGGUAGUUUGUGGUGAUGGAUCUUUAACUGCGUUGCAGGCUCUUUCUGCUCCCCUAGUAAAGCCAGCAGGAGCGGUCUUCAUGAUUCUCUUUCCCCAUGGAGCUGGGUAACUUCAGGAACCUUCCCGCAGGGCUUUGACCUCAACCCUGCUCUCCCGAGUGGCGUUUUGGGAGCUCGGUGACACAGCAGAUCCAUUUCUCUGGUCGGUGUGCUUUGUGUUCUCCCUCGUCUCCGGUUCCGGGUCUCUCGAUUGGCCUGGGUAAACGUUGCUCUGUAGCCCGCUGAAGCGAGCCGGCCUGCAGCUAGUGCGCAGGGGACAGCUGUGUCUUGUGGAUGGAAUUCCAUCAGCGGAGUCGCUUUUGCACUGGCGCCGCAGCGCUGCACUGUUGCACUGUGCUCGCGAGUGGCCACACAGCAGCGCAGACCGCUGUUUUGGAGCUGUGGCUGCCAUCCUUAGAUUUUUCACCUUCACCGACAUCAUAAAAACUUGAGACCUUGAAAGGCUGCAUCACAUACUAGGGGGUUACUUGCUGGUGUGUAUCCACGCCCUGGAGCAGAUCUGUACAGGAGCUGGCACACGCAGACAGCGCUGUGGUCCAGUCUUUCUGCUACGCCCCUGUUACCAGGGAAACCUCCUGAUGCCUUGCUGUGCAUUUCUGCCCCCACACAGGCCUCUGUGAGGUGCUUGGAUCAGACUGAUGCCACAUAGCUUCUUUUUUUUUAGGAGACAACUCUAUUAUCCUUGCUCCAGAUGGAAAGGAGGUUAACAUGAUGGCUGAGAUACCCCUCUGGCUCCUCCAGUGCAGUACUUUUAUGCAACCAGAUCUUUAAUUGCUAAGUGGAUCCUGCUAAUUAUCAAGUCAUUGAGGAGUUGGUUGUAGGAAAAGUGUGCAGUGGAUUGGAAGGGCCACGUCUUAAGCCUUUCUCUGCACACAGUUCUCAUUUUGCCAGCGUUUCUUGUGUUUGUAUUUAUCAGCAUUCAGUGUUUCACCAUUCAUGAAACAAAUCAAACUGUGACCUGUUGGGAUUUCUGUCUUUUUCGGUCCAAUUGAACUGGAGUCAGCAACUCUAAAAUCUUUAAAGUCCUUAAUUAAGGGACGUGAGUGAUUCAGAGCUUAGCUGGAAUGAAGACUAGUAGGCUCUGCAGCGCCACAGAUCCAGAGUUACUAAUGCACAAAUGCAAAUGUGACUAGAACCAGAUGCCAGUGAAAAGCAAUAAGUCAUUAACUAGUCCCUCCGUCGCAAAUGGCAGUCUUGGAUGUUAGACUGAAAUGGAGAGUCUGUGUGGUUUAGCUUUUGGAGGAAGAUGGGUGAAGCGUCACUGAUGAAGAAUACUGUCACGAGCUGAAGCUGAUGAGGUCUCGGCUCAUGAAAAACAAAGCAUGUCCUUGGAUUUAUCUCCCACCUUUAGUUAAUUAUUAAUAUGAAAAAUGAGAUUUGAUUGGCCAUUAUUUGGAUACCAGCAACUUCAUCACCAGUCUAUAUCUCACGCAGAUAGAGCCAACAUAGAGUUCUACACAUUUUGGCAAAUUGGCAAUUAUGCUGUCCACGCCCUCUGUUUAGGUGGCUAUGCAGUGUUUUCUUUCCCUGUUUGGUAUACUGUUGUGGCUAUGACAUGCUAUAGAUUAGGGGUCUCCAACCCUGGUCCUGUGGAACUUCAGUCCACAUAGUCUUACAUGACAACCAAAAUCACCUUUUCAAACAUUAUGGACGCUUGUAAGUGAUCGAUCAAUUAAGCAAAUUAUGCUUAAAUGAAGUAAAUGUCAAGGUUUUAAAUUGAUGAGUGACCUGUAAAAGAUCUAGGCCUGGAGACCCCAUUCUGCUAUGAACUGGACCCGGUAUAAAAUAUGCAAAGCUCACUGUAAUACACUGAUCGGGGUGCAAAGCGGAGGCCAGCAUGUACAGAGCUGCUGAAGGGUGAAAAAACAGAUUUACUGGUGACGGUAAACGGCCCACAUGGGCUGUUCUUGCAGAAUAAAAUAUCCCCGAUAUGUCAGUGCAGCAGUGUAAUCCAGGGUCAGAGUGUGUUCAGCUCUGGAACGAUUUUGCUUUUUUACUGGAGAUGUUAUAGCUGUAUGGCCAGUUUAAGUUAAUCCAAUUUGAUACAUUUCUGUAUAGAUGGUUAUCAUUGGGUCCUAAUGGCCACUUUUGUUGUUUGCUUUCCCUGUAUUCAUCUGAAUUUUGUUCUUAAUGAUCAGUGAUCAGUCACGAAGGGCAGGUGGUAUUUGAAUGUAAAGUCCUCCCAUAAAUUGUACCAAAUAGGUUCUGGGCAGGCUGCAGCAUUUGGCUUCAACUAAGGCAAAACACCCUGUAGUUCUGUAGCUGAAGGCUUGAUGCUAAAUGCUGCCUAGCCCUGCUGUUCUUACAGGUGUGUAAUGACAGCAGGUCUCUGAGCACUGAUGCACACGUAGUGUUGCUGCUAGAUACUGAAUGUACAUUGAGAACAGCUCUCCCCUGUCGAAAGGUUCCAGAUUUUAUCCUCAAUGGUACCUGCCUUGUGAUAUCUGAGCGAGUGGGAGGUGGGGAGGGUUGUUGAUGUUUUCUGAUUUUUUUUUUAAACCUGUUAUUUUUUUGGGGGGGCUGAGUGUGUGUGUGUGUGGGGGGGGGGGAUGGUUCCACCCGAUUGUUAGACUCUGUAAUUUUCCGAUCCAGCAAUAGCAGCAUUGCAGAGAUUAUGAGUGUGGAUCAUUCCAGCGAAUGAAAAACAUUGUGGCAAAGAAAAAUAAAAAAAUAAUGAUUAAA
Molecule: messenger RNA, 6976 nt
Organism: Lepisosteus oculatus (spotted gar)
Lineage: Eukaryota; Metazoa; Chordata; Actinopteri; Semionotiformes; Lepisosteidae
Gene: castor2
Product: cytosolic arginine sensor for mTORC1 subunit 2
Biological process (GO): negative regulation of TORC1 signaling
Source: RefSeq, a predicted model, not a curated record